Molecule: messenger RNA, 9136 nt
Organism: Columba livia (rock pigeon)
Lineage: Eukaryota; Metazoa; Chordata; Aves; Columbiformes; Columbidae
Gene: MFSD2B
Product: MFSD2 lysolipid transporter B, sphingolipid
Exons: 14
Coding region: 1429-2943 (504 amino acids)
Biological process (GO): carbohydrate transport
Cellular component (GO): plasma membrane
Molecular function (GO): symporter activity; sphingolipid intramembrane carrier activity
Source: RefSeq, a predicted model, not a curated record
UAUUGGCUUUGAAUGUUACCUGUGUUCAUUGUAUCUAGCUUGGUGUUUUAGAACAAAUCAUGCAUUGGGGAUAAGGAACUGAGUAAUCCAGUGCUGUUUUGAAACCCAUCUGGCCUCAUCCUCAGAGUCUUAAAGCUACUGAGAGUUUUCAACAAGACCUAUUAAGGGCACAAUUUUUGCAUUGAGGGUCUGGCUUUAAGAAAAAAAAAAUUAAUGCCUUGUUCUUUCACAAUUUUUCAAGUUUGCUGUAAUUAUUCUUGCUGAGUGAGGUUGCACAGGAUUUGCCUAUCAGUACUCCAUGGCGUAGCCUGUUGGUAGCAGAGCCCUGUAAAGCUUGUAGAUUAGUUGUCAUCUUCCCCAGAUGAGCAGCAGAUCACCGAGUCCUCAUGCUCAUCAGUUUGUUUAAACUUUCAGGCUGGCUCACUGAAAGAAUUUAUACUUCUAAAUGCAGGGGUUUUUAAAAUUUUUCUCUGAUGCGGAGCAUGCUUGCAAGACCAUUUGCCUAUGGACAGGGUGGUGAAGGCAGCAAGAGCUCUUUCCACAGCACAUUUCAUAGAAUCAUUUUGGUUGGAAGAGACCCUCAGGAUCAUCAAGUCCAAUUAUAACCUAACUCUGGCACUAAACCAUGUCCCUAAGAACCUCAUCUAAAUGCCUUUUGAACCCCUCCAGGGAUGGUGACUCCACCACUGCCCUGGGCAGCCUGUUCCAAUGCCUGACAACCUUUCACGGGAAGAAUUUUUUCCUAAUAUCCAAUCUAAACCUCCCCUGGUGCAACUUCAGGCCGUGUCUUGUUGUCCUACCACUUGCUAUUUGGGAGACCAACACCCAACAUGCUACAACCUCCUUUCAGGUAGUUGUAGACAGCGAUAAGGUCUCCCUUAUUGUUGGGGGUUACCUGUGGGGUUUGUGUCAUCUCAUGCCCAGUUGACCGAAGACAGCAUUGCUGACGUGGUUAAUAAAUCCACAUAAACAUCAGUGCAUCUCUUCAAAAGGCGAUGAGCUGGGGUUUUCUUAAGACUCUUGAUGAAAACAGCCCCCGACACCUUCACCGUCUCACAGCCGAUGCUGAAGCGCUUCCCUGCGGGCCGAGGCGGGAGAGGCGGCCGCGCGGUGGCUGCUGUGGGUCGUUCGGUGCAGCGAGCCCGCGCUUCACCUCAGGCCCGGCUCCCGCGGCUGUCCCCACAGUCCCGCUCCGGGAGCUGCCCCGCUCCCCUCCACAGGGACAGCGGCAUGGAGGAACGGAGGGCGAGCGGGUGUUCUGUCCCCGCAGGGGCUCCUCUGGCGGGUCAGACCCUCUCCCGAGCAUGGCGAGCAGCGAUAGCGCCCUCGUCCCUCCGGGGCGCUGCGUGAGGGCUGCGGGGCAGGACACCACCCGCCGCCCCGCCCCGGGACCGCAGGUGUUGGCGGGGGUGGGUUGUCCGCUUUGCCAUGGCGGGGGCUGCAAAGGACACCCCGGAGGAGGAAUACCGGCUCUCGAUUUGCAGCAAAUUGUGCUACGCGAUAGGCGGAGCCCCAAAUCAAGUGGCAGGGAGUGCUGCUGCUUUCUUCCUGCAGAUCUACCUGCUGGACAUAGCCCACAUUACUCCGUUUCAUGCUUCUUUGGUGCUGUUCAUUGGCAAAGCCUCAGGUGCAGUUACUGAUCCUGUUGCUGGCUUUUUUAUUAGCAAAAGUAGAUGGACAAAAAUUGGCCGUCUCAUGCCCUGGAUGAUGGCAUGUACACCCUUCACAGUAGUGUCCUAUUUUUUUAUGUGGUACCUGCCUCCUUUUGUAUCAGGAAGAGUUGCGUGGUACCUGACUUUCUACUGCCUUUUCCAAGCACUGACCACAUUAUUCCAAGUACCAUAUUCUGCUCUCACCAUGUUUCUCAGCACAGACCAGAAGGAGAGAGAUUCUGCAACAGCAUACCGAAUGACCAUGGAAGUGCUUGGGACCUUGAUUGGAGCUGCGCUUCAGGGGCAGAUUGUGGCCAGUGCUCACGUCUCCCAUCACUGCACUGUGAAUCCCCCAGGAAACACAACCGACUCCUGGCAUCACCCUCCCAGCUCUCCAGACCCCUCAGAUCCCCUGUCUCAUCAGGCAAAAGUUUAUAUGAUUGCAGCAGGGGUCAUAGGAGGUGUGUAUCUUCUUGGAAUCGUCAUUCUUUUUCUUGGAGUAAAGGAAAAAGAUGAUCCUUAUGCCUUAAAUUCAGACAGAGCAAUUCCUUUUUGUAAGGGACUUGGACUCACCAUGAAGCACGGUCCAUAUGUGAAACUUACGGCUUCAUUUCUUCUCAUCUCGACAGCAGUUCAGCUGGAGCAGAGCAACUUUGUCCUUUUCUGCACUCACGCUGCUGAUCUUCGCAAUCACUUCCAGUAUUUGGUGGUGACCAUCUUGGUAUCGGCAGCUGUGAGCAUUCCCUUCUGGCAGAAGUUUCUGCAGCGAUUUGGCAAGAAGUGUGCAGCAUGUGGGAUUUCGUGGAUGAUUCCUUUUGCAGUCAUGCUAGUGACCAUUCCAAACUUGAUCCUGGCCUAUUUGGUGGCCUUCGUCUCUGGUCUGAGCAUUGCAGCAUCUCUUCUGUUGCCAUGGUCAAUGCUGCCUGAUGUUGUUGAUAACUUCCGCCUGCAGAAUCCUCAUGGAAAAGGACACGAAACCAUUUUCUAUUCUUCUUAUGUUUUCUUUACCAAGAUGUCAGCGGGAAUUGGCUUAGGAAUUUCUGCAGCAGGCCUGGAGUUUACCGGAUACAAGCCAGGGAUAUGCAGACAAUCCAACGAUGUGAUCCUCACACUGAAAAUCCUCAUCGGAGCGGUCCCUGCUGUGCUCAUCCUGGCAGGUUUAUUUAUACUUCUUUUCUAUCCCAUCACUGAAGAAAGUCGGAAAGAAACAAAGCUUGCGCUUGAAGAACUAAGAAGGAGCCACCAAAGCACAGAGAACCUGGAUGAACACAAAGAGGACACCUCGGUCUGAAAGCUCCGAAUACAAUGAUUUUCCAAAUACAGGCUCACAUCCCACACGCAAACUCUGUGAGAGUCCUCUGGGUUUUCACUCUGCGAGAGUCCUCUGGGUUUUUACUCUGCUCACAUUUUGUCAAAAAGGAUAAAGGAUGAUUCUGACACAGUCAGUAAUGAAAUCAGGAGAGGGCACCACCAUGCAAAAUAUAGAUAUAUAUCUAACUCCAUACACUGUGCUAAAAAAGAUAUUACAAAUGUUCAGGAAUGUAAGCUGUUGAAAGCCUGGGGGUUUUCUGUGUUUGUUUUGCAAUGACUAACAGAAAGCUGUGGUCUCAUUGCAAUAAGAGAGUCUGUGGACUUGUAGGCCAAGGGAAAAUAAGUGUAAAUGUGAUGCACAACCCAAAUUUUAACUUGUAUGAUGUAUUUCACCCUUAGAGACUGGGAGGGGAUUUUGAACAUAAUCUCUAUCUAUAAAUUGCACGCUAGUGUAUUUGGAAAGCACUUGGGAAUCCUGAAGUUUAUUAUAUCAAGUUAGGGUUUACUUUGUUUUGAGAUGAAGCAAUUCACUGAUGCAGGCAUGUUUUGAGGAUUUUCUCACAAAGAGUUUUUCUGAAAGAGAUUUUGAUGUAAUUUAACUUUCUAGAUUUUGUAAGAAACAGAACCUUACAUUUCCUAUUUACUGGAGUUCCUUGCUUCUGAGACCUGUAAACCGAUCUUUGUUAGAGGUGAGUACUUCACAUUUUCAAAAGCGACAUCUCCACUCAGGAUACCUCAAAUCAGUGGUCUCUUCCAAAGAUUAGACUACGCCAUUCAUAUUUCUGUAAAUUUUGGCCUUCAAGUAACCAUGAUGCUCACCGAUUUCUCACGUGGUGUGCGCUCUGCCUCACAAAACACCAUGGCCUGACUGUUAAUCCCAGCUUGCCCGCUGCGUUUUAUAGUAAUGAGGCUACACCUGACUUUUAAAUUGUGCUUUUAUUCAGUCAGGGACAUCAUCAUGCUUUAGAUGCAUUAACUGAAGCCUCAUUUCUACUAUAGAUUCACACUACUGAACAUGUUUUGUAGAGGAAAGCCACACCUACCCUCAGGCACUUGUUGGAGCACUUAAAUUCAGACCUGGUCAUUCUAGGCUCCUGCAGUCAGUGGAGACACAGAGAUCCCCAGAGGCCGAUGGCAAUCUGAAGAUGGAUCUAAAUCUGGAGGGGAGAGGGAUGAAUCCAAGGGCUGAAGGCUUGUUUGCCUUGAAGAAAUUAGCACAAUGCAAGACAAGGCACGGAUUUCCAGCCCGCUGGCUUCGCUGUGUGACGGCGCAGGGGGUGUCUCUGGUUGGCACCAGAGGUGUCUCAGGAGGACGAGCUGGCCCAGGUCUGGGCGCACUUGCAGUAAGUGUCCCCAGAGGCAAGUGAUCACCAGUCCUUUGCUGAGGGGCUACUGGGAGGUGACUCAGAGUGCUGGGACUGGAGACUGGGGGAGCUCUGACAUGGUGAAGUAAAACCAGUGCAUCCACUGAGAGCCUCAUUAAGUUUAAUAUUGAAACCUUUUCAGGCAAGUUUGAAGUCUAAGGCCUAAUGAACUGUCUUAAUUCAGCAAAACGCUUAAUCAUGAGUGAAUCUUUAAGGGUGUAUUUUGAGUGUGUGUGGGUAAGAGUUAACUCUGUUUAAUACUUCUGUUGAAUUGACACCUAAGGCUGGGGUUUGGUGGUUUUUUUUGUUUUGAUUCUUGGACAAACCAAGAUUUAUGUGCCUGGGGCAUAUGUGUUUACAACAAUAAAAACCAUAAGCCUGUUUACAGUUUUGAGUCUGAUGGAAUUUGAAACAGCACUUUGAAGUAGGAAAGUUACGUAGUAAUAUAACAUAGCUCCAAAACAUCACAGAAAACAGCUCUGGUUGUUUGAUUUAUUCUGUAAUAUUUGUGUAUUUCUGAACAGUCAUCUUUAAAAACAACCAGAAGUCCCAGUAAAAGCUGUUAAUGUUUUUAAUGGGUUAUGUUUUCAGCUGCCAUAAAUCUGUAGCUACAAGGCAGUGGAUCUGUGUCAGUUUACAUAAGCCAAAUACUUAGCCCGAUGAUAAAAGGGUUGCAGAAACUGCUGCCUGUGGUUGAUUGGAGUAAUUUGAAUGUGGCUUAAGAUAUUGUUUCUAGAUCAGUUGUGCAGUUGCCUCUAGAUUGCACAACACCCGAUAUGAAUUCAGUGUCUUGCAAGGUAACCUUGGUUGAUUGUGAAGUGUUUUCCUCUUCCCUGGAGAGACGAUGUGGUGUUUAUCUAACAGAGAUGUACUCAGUCCUCACUUUGCAUAUAGUAGCAGCAAUGGGAAGUGCAAAAAGAAAACAGAAAGCUCCCAUAGAUUUAAUGCAGCAGAGUAUUUUUAUAUUUUGAAAAACUCAAUUACUUUAUUUGAUUAUCAGAAUUGUACUUUUUUUUAAAAAGAAACUUAUUGUAUUUUUCUAAAAUAAAAAGAAUGGAAGAGUAAGUGCAGGGUAAGAUUAUAUACAUAUAUAUAUAUAUAUUUAGGGCUUAGCGUUGGUGCUGUAAAAUGAACUUUGUAUGUCUCCUUGUCAGUUUUAAAUGAUGUGUGUGCCUUAUGUACGUUCAGAACAUGUGACUGAAAGAAGCAGAUUCUUAUACUGACAGGCAUUCAGAUUAAAUGCUAAUCUCAUGUCACCCUCCUGCCCCACACUGAUUGGCAGUAACAAGGACCAGGUUCAAUCCCCAGGGGCUCUCGUUCAGGUAAUACCCAAAUACAGUUUUAAGAAUGUGGGAGAUUGGAUUAAACCAGCUGGGUGCCUCAUGGACUGCACGCAAGCACUUCCAACAAAUGGAUUUACACAAACAGAGGAAGAAAAGGAAGGGAUGCUGGAGUUACGUGCCACUGGGUAGUCCCCCGUUAGGCAAACCAUGCCUGUUCCCAGGGACAGCAACCCAAAUCUUCUAUACUGGGCUGGCUGUUGGUGUAGUCAGUAGUCGAGCUGGUCACUAGUCUUCUAGUUUCAUCCGCUCUGUCAUUUCUACCUAAAAAGAACAUUGAAAUUGUUGUCCCAAAACCAUGGUUCUUCACCCAGUGUGCGUACAAAUGAGCCAAAUUUAGCACACAGAGACGAGAUGUUGUUUAUUACGGAGUUGCGCAGGUCUGGGUGCUGGAAUAAAGCCAGCAAGAAAAGUAACAGGCAUUAUAUAGAAAAUCUUCUCACUACAUUCACACCCUGAAGAGCCAAUUGGUUACACGUUUGCACGCUGCAUUACAUAAUCCUUUUAGCAUAUAAUGAGCAACACUCAGCUAAAGGACCCUUUAUCCAGCAGUCUUGAGAUAUGCAUUAAAGCAAGACUCAGCUAAUUGUGCGGGCUUCAAAAUGUCUAAAGCUGCAAGGCCAGUAGCUUCUGUAGUUUGUGAUCAGGUGUUUUGUGAGUCACUCUCAACGUUGUUGUAUGAGCAGAACAACCUAAAACUGGAAGGAUUUAUACAUCUUUAGGUUAGCAGUUGCACACAGGAUUCAUUCUUCCGUGUGAUGACCGCAAAACUCUACGAGGUUACACCACCUUCCCAAGCGCUGCUGAUGAUGAUCCGUCUCACCGGGGUGACAGUGACCUGUGUCAACGAGCUGCCGUUCCCCGGCAGGCGCUGGAGGAGGGGACACACUGUCAGCCGUCCCCACCGGCCGUGUCCCCCGCCAGCCGCGUUCUCCUGCCCCGCUGCACUGUCUGCCCCUGAGCUCACCAACCUGCCGCGGCUUAGGGGGAUUAGGUGGCUUGUGCUGAGUCCCCCACUUUAACAGGUGGACACCACCUGAGACAUCUGUCCUCGCCGAGUUCCUGAAGGCUGGGACCUGCGGUUUCAGGUCACUGGGUUUUCCAGAAGGGCUUUGUAGACGUGAUAACUAAGUCCUUAAGUCGCUCCUGCACCUUGUAAGAAUCCCUGCUGCAACCCCUUGUCUCUACUCACCCUCUGCAUUUCAAGUCAAAUACUCAAAGUGAACAAUGUUUUAAAGGCAAACCCUGCUUUUUUUUUGUGUUCAUACUGUGCUGCCAAACAUCUUUAAUCUCUUUUUCUACUUCUCUUUGUGGGCUGUAUGUAGAAAACUCAAAUCAAAAUUCCAGGUCCUUUAAAACCUGGUAUUUGUCGUCCAGCUCUUUGAUGAUGAGAAAGAGAAGGCAGGGCAGUUCCAAGCCUCAUGCAGUAAAGCACAGCCAGUAGCAGCCCAGUGUGCAGAGGUCAACCACAUUCCUCCUAUGAAUUUCAUACCAUAAUUCUGUAAAAAACAGUCUGAACGUUACAAUAGAGUCUUUCCCUUCAGAAAACUUCAAGGCUGAUUGACGGAAAGGUCAGUUGGGUUCAUACAACUGGCAGGCGAGGGAGGGAGUUUCCUGUUAAUUUUUGAGAUCACAAGUUCCUCAUGCUGCACCGAAUGCUUUUUCUUUUCACCUUAACUCUCUGCAAGACCACGGCUCAGAUACCGAGCAAGAGUGCUGAGUAUUAUGGUUACCAAAAUGUGGAAAUAUUACAGACUUUCAUUAAGCUGCAAAACCCAGCUGGUAACUCACUGGGAGGCACCAUUCGAAAGACAAAAGUCGCAGCAGUGUCUCUGUCCCCAGGGCAGAGGAGGAGACUCGGUGUGAUGUUGCACAUGAGAAUUUACAGUCUCCGAAGACAGAGCGGAACAAACAACAGAGGGAGGACGGUCCUAGAGCUGCGGUGCUCUGCAGGAAAGGUGGCUCCUCGGUGUCAUUUCAGAGACAUUUACAGAGCGGUGGUCUCCAAGCCGAACUGGAGAGCAGCAGUGCUGCUGGAGGGUAGAGGAAGGUGAAUGUUUGCUCUAGAAGCACAGAAGCAAAAAUAAAUCUCAUUUCCUGAUGCAUUUCUUGUUCCAGAUGGUGGUAGACAAGACCAUGAAUUUCAGCUACACCCAUCAGCAUUCUGCUCUCAUUUUUGUUGUGCUGCUGCUGAGGAAAGAUGGAUCAAGGCCUGUGGAACUGGUGGGCACUUGCUCAGCUUCACCUGAUGGUUGUAGCAUGGAGGGAGUUGGUCUCUUCUCACAAGUAGCAAGUGAUAGGAUGAGAGGAAAUGGCCUCAGGUUGCACCAGGGGAGGUUUAGAUGGGAUAUUGGGAAAAAAUUUCUUCCUGGAAAGGGCUGUUGGUCAUUGGAACAGGCUGCCCAGGGCAGUGCUGGAGUCACCAUCCCUGGAGGGGUUUAAAAGACACAUAGAUGAGGCUCUUCGGGACGUGGGUUAGUGCCAGGGUUGGGUUAUGGCCUGACUCAAGACUUAAGAGCCUAUUCCAACCAGAAUGACUCUAUGGAGUACACCUGGAGAUCCCGCACCCACCUUCCGCCAGCUCAUCUUUGCUCAUAUACCCAGAAUCAUCUACAUUCAGCAAGGGAUAAACAGGAUUUCCUUCACACCUUACUCUCCUCCAUCAUGGACUUUCCUCUCUGUUUUACCCAGAGGCUGUUUUCCCCUGACUAAGACCAAUUCACGCCACCAGCUUCUCAUCAUGAUUACAGAACCACAUUUACACUGGCUGAGAAGCUUCUGUCCAUAUGAGCUGCAGCCCAUGGGGAAUCAUUUCUCCUGCAUUUCCAAAUCAAACUCAGCCUUUGGCCACCUUCAAAGUCAUCAGGAAUCUGCACAUUCACCACAUCCAGCAGCUUCAACAACUCUGCCGGUGCUGUCCGCAGGAGAUUGUGAGUCCCGCUGCAGAUGAACCCGCUGACCGCAGUGCGGGAUGAAUGUGAAACCAUUGUCACCUCCAGGCUGCUGACAAAGCCUCAACAGCGCUGAGCUGGCCAGGCAGAGGGAACGGGAAACACCAGAAUUCCCUAAGUGACCUGCUGGGGGGAAAGAAGAACCAUAUAACAAACAAGCUCCCUAAACCCACCCUGCAGUCCUCUCCUAAGAGCCCUCAGAUUGAUAUCAAUGACUGGGUGGAAACAGGUUGGAUGCAGAUUUGACAGAAAUGAGGAAACUGAGAAAAAUGCAGCGUCUUCAAGGAUUUCUUUAUUAUUCAAGUUUUCUAUCAUCUAAAAACACCAAUAUAUUAAAGACCAAGAUGGAAACUUCAGCUCAGGAGCUUGUAAGAAUGUGUAUUUUCAACCACUGAUACAAAGACCUGGUCUAUACUGCAAGAGGCAUAUUUAAAAAACAGUGCUCAGUAUAAAAACAAAGAAAGUCAAUAUUUCCAAGGAUCAAAUAAAUAAUUUACAGUGAUAUGCAAAAAAAAAAA